AUGUCGACUAUUAACUUGCAUCCCCCGCAAACGUACUCGCGUCUUUUCCGUCCCUGGGAUACGCAACGCCAAACGCCUGCGCCGCCCGCCAGGCCAGUGAAACGUGAACGUGAAUCCGACACGGAAACCGCAGCAGCACCCGAGAGAGUGACCAUCAAGACGGAGCUGCCCAGCAGCAGCAGUUGCUGCUAUGGCCAGGAAAGCGAUCGUGAAUCUUCCUCGUCAUCCUCCUCCUCCUCCUCGGCGAGCAGCAGCAGCAAAUCCAGCUAUGAGGAUGGACUCAAUAGCAGUUAUACACGCACUUCCACUCCUCUGCUGGAUGCGACGCCGCAGCCAGCAUUUCCCGCAUCCUCGGCUUUGACGCCACAACAGUUGUCCCCCCAACCCGCUCCCUACAUGCCCGCCAGUGAUUUGUACUAUGCCGCCGCAGCAGCAGCCGCCGCCGCCGCCAGUACUCCGACCGCAGCUGCCUUUGGCAUGGAUCCCUUUACGCUGGGCCUGAUGGAGCAGGAGUAUGCACGCGUCAUGGCUGAGGAUGCACAGCUGAAGGCGCUCAACGCUCGCAAGCAGCGACCAAAGAAGUUCAAGUGCCCACAUUGCGAUGUGGCCUUCUCCAACAAUGGCCAACUCAAGGGACACAUUCGCAUCCAUACCGGCGAGCGACCCUUCAAGUGCGACGUGGAAACCUGCGGCAAGACCUUUACACGUAACGAGGAACUAACCCGACACAAGCGCAUCCACUCUGGACUCCGUCCGUAUCCGUGCAGCGCCUGUGGCAAGAAGUUCGGACGCCGUGAUCAUCUCAAGAAGCACAUGAAGACGCAUAUGCCGCAGGAACGUCAGCUGGGACCGGCCAUCUUUAUGCCCAUGUAUCCAUAUCUGUAUGGAUACUAAGUGAGGUGACCUUUGACCGCCACACAGCUAACCCAGCGAUCUGUGAAGCGCUUGCACGCUACAAGCUACAAGCCCAACAA
Drosophila innubila is the source of this 974-nucleotide messenger RNA. RefSeq names its product transcription factor Sp5 (gene hkb). The record is from RefSeq and is a predicted model, not a curated record. The transcript is spliced from 2 exons. Gene Ontology annotation, molecular function: RNA polymerase II cis-regulatory region sequence-specific DNA binding; DNA-binding transcription factor activity, RNA polymerase II-specific. Gene Ontology annotation, biological process: regulation of transcription by RNA polymerase II. Lineage: Eukaryota; Metazoa; Arthropoda; Insecta; Diptera; Drosophilidae. The coding region runs from base 1 to 894 and encodes 297 amino acids.